This is a messenger RNA of Peronospora farinosa, 1035 nucleotides long. NCBI's taxonomy places the organism in Eukaryota, Oomycota, Peronosporomycetes, Peronosporales, Peronosporaceae. The record is from the annotation of a GenBank genome assembly.
AUGAUCUCUACCAUUCGUCUCCAAUGUGCUGUACACUCAGCCGUUCGUGCAUUUUCUCAAAUUUCCAGUCCCACUCGUAUCCUUGUGACUGGCGGGACGGGUCAAAUUGGCAUGGAACUUGUGCCGUAUAUGCGUCAACUCUUUGGCAAGAAUGUAGUCGUGAAUUCCGACAUUAAGGCACCAAGUGGACCUCGUGAUAGUAAUUUUGUAUACUGCAACGUAGAAGACCGUGACUCAAUGGCUCGUGUCGUGACGGAGCAUGGCAUUAGCAUGAUUGUGCACAUGGCAUCAUUGCUCUCAGCAGUAGGUGAAGCUAAUCCGGCAUUGGCCCUUUCGGUCAACACUCGUGGUAUCCAGAACGUGCUUGAGCUAGCAAAGCAAUAUCAAUUGCGAGUACUUGCCCCGUCAACUAUUGCUGUCUUUGGACCCUCAACACCUCAAGAUGAGACCCCUGAUACGACGAUUAUGCGACCAACGACCAUGUACGGACUUACAAAAGUACACGUGGAACUACUGGGAGAGUAUUAUUACAAGAAAUUUGGUGUCGACUUUCGUUCCGUACGGUAUCCAGGUGUCAUCUCAUCGGAAACACUUCCUGGUGGCGGCACGACGGACUAUGCCGUAGAGAUCUUCUACGAUGCAUUGAAGCACGGCAAGUACACGUGUUUCCUUAAACCCAACGUCAAACUGCCUAUGAUGUACAUGCCCGACUGUCUGAAGGCUACACUAGGGCUUAUUAACGCCCCAAACGACUCGUUAACCCAAAGGACAUACAAUAUCACGGCAGUUUCGUUUACUCCUGAAGAAAUUGCUGCAUCGAUUAAGAAAGUGCUGCCGAGCUUUGAGUGUGACUACAAGCCGGACUUUCGCCAGCAGAUUGCUGAGACAUGGCCGCGCUCGCUUGACGACAGUAUCGCCCGAAGAGAUUGGAAUUGGCAGCAUGAAUAUGAUCUGGACAGUAUGGUCGAGGACAUGCUCAUUAAGCUUGAUGCCAAGCUGACUAAACCAGACGUUGCGAUUGAGGAGACUGCAUAG